Molecule: messenger RNA, 1407 nt
Organism: Penicillium riverlandense
Lineage: Eukaryota; Fungi; Ascomycota; Eurotiomycetes; Eurotiales; Aspergillaceae
Exons: 1
Coding region: 1-1407 (468 amino acids)
Source: RefSeq, a predicted model, not a curated record
AUGUCCCCACACACUCUGUACUCCCUUAGCGCCCGCAUCUUCUGGCAUCUACUCCGCAUUUUCCUGUCUUUCUCACUGAUACUGCUGGACAACACCAUCCUCCUCUUCACCAGCAGUAUAGCUCACCUGCUACCAGCCCAGCCACACAAGAGCUCACAAGAUGUACACUUCUACCCAAAAACCAUACUAAUCACCGGUGUCGGCACAGCGCCGGGCCUGGCGCUGGCCCGCGCCUGGCACGCAGCGGGCCACCGCGUUGUGGGGGCCGACGUCGCGGACCUGGACCUGCCCGUGCGCUCGGGCGGCGGCAUGUCGCGCACCCUGCUUGUGUUCUACCGUAUCCCCAAGGGCCAUUAUAUCUCGCGCCUGCUGGAUAUCAUCCAUCGCGAGAAAGUAGAUGUGUGGAUCCCUUGUUCUCCCAAGGUGACCCCCAUUGAGGAUGCGACCGCCCGCCAGGUCGUGGAGAGUCGGACGAGCUGCAAGUGCAUUGCUUUCGGUACGGAGCUGACGGCUUGCCUCUUGCACCCGGACUCGUUCCGGCAUUAUCUCAUGGACAAGGGCUUGCCCGUACUCGAGCGGCAUCAGGUCCAGUCGCGGGAUUCCAUCCACAAGAUCCUGAACCGAUCGCCGACGAAGUCCUACCAGAUGCGACGCCUCAACUCAACAGCUGACGAGGGCGCGGUGAACCUGCCGAAACGCACGAUGAGUAUGACGUACUCGGAUGUGAGCGAGAUCGAAGUCACCAAGGACCGGCCGUGGGUCCUGCAGCAGCAGACUCGCCUCGGCGAGUUCUUUGCCGACAUCCUGGUCGUGCGUGGCCAUGUCCACGCCAUCAAAGUCCGACUGGUGGAUAGUCGCGCAUCUCAGUGGGGUGCGUCGCGUCUGGACGAGGCGCUGGCAGUUGCCAUCCACAAGCUGAUGCAGAGCUUUGCGGCAAAAGCUGGCGCCCGCAUGACGGGCCAUGUAUCGGUGAGACUCCUGGUGGACCAAGAGUUCGACGCACACUCCAUCCGGCACUCCAUCCACAUUGCAGGAUGCACUCCCGGCGCCGAGGCAGUUGCGAACCUGCUGCGCGAUGCUCCCUGUCCGAUCGCCGGCUAUCUGGCCGCGAUAUCUCCAGACGCGGUACCUGCGCAAGUUUCAGCAGCAUUGUCGCCGCCUACUCCGCAGUUUGUCUCGAGAAUUGCUCCGUAUAUCCCGGCGCACAAGCAUCUCCGGUUUCUUCGUCCUCUUAUACCACUCUUGGAAAAGCUGUACACCGAGGUCUCCCCGUUCAUCUUCUGGGAGAAUCCUCUCUUCGCACGCCAGGACCCUCUGCCCUGGUGGUGGCAUGUCCAUGUCUACCAGCCCAUGCGAGAGAUAUGGCUGCUCAUGAAGCAGACCCGGGAGGCUGGCCUAACCGAAUGA